This is a messenger RNA of Racocetra fulgida, 1515 nucleotides long. The record is from the annotation of a GenBank genome assembly. NCBI's taxonomy places the organism in Eukaryota, Fungi, Glomeromycota, Glomeromycetes, Diversisporales, Gigasporaceae.
AUGCGUAAAAAAAAAGUAAUUAAAAAACAUGUAAUUAAUCCGGACCCCAAGUUUGCCUCCGUAAUUGUUAGCCGCUUAAUUAACAAAGUAAUGAAAAAUGGUGAAAAAAGAAAAGCCCGCAAGAUAGUUUACGAAGCCGCCCAAAUAAUUGAAAAAAAAACUUCUUUGUCCUUUUUGACUGUGCUGGAAGGGGCACGGGUCAAUAGCAAGCCAGGUUUAGAAAUGAAAAGCCGACGCGUUGGGGCUGAAAAGAGACGGAUUCCCAAAGAAAUUGAUGAUGAACGAGGCGAAAAAAUAGUAUUGAGGUGGCUAGUGGAAGGAGCGCAUGAAGAUGAAAGCCCGAGUCCAAUGUCCGAAAAAUUGGCAAAGGAACUUCUUAAUGCUUAUAAUAAAUCUGGUGCCGCCUACAAAAAGAAAGAAAAUCUCUAUAAAGAAGCCGAAUCAGGUAUUGAAAAUGGAAAGAUUACUUCCAGUAAUCCGAACUUGGUUCCCAUUGAAAUAAUUAAGGAAUUUGCGGAAAAAGAAAUAGGAUUUUGUGACAGUAAAAUGAUAGAAUAUUUUGAAUCACAAAUGGUGGUGAAAAAAAAUAAUGGUGAUAGUUCGCCAAUAGUCAAUAAUCCUACUUAUCUUAAUCAAUCACCGCAACCCGAAAAUAACCACACCGGUCAGUCGGCAAAAAUUAAUGCUAAUGAUACCAACCAACAAUCUCCCAAAAUAGGACGGGAAUUGACUGAAAGCAGAGAGCCAGAAAAAAAGAAAGCAGAAAUAGCAAAAGAUAAUAAAGAAAACGGACUCAAUAAAAAUGAAUUGCUGGUUAUCGAUUUGAAAAAUGUCAAAAAAAUAAUUUUGCGGGACGAUGGCAAAUUAGAAAUUGAGUUUGACAAAACCCAAAAUGACAAUUGUUCAAUAAUCCAAGUUAUAACUGACGAGCAAAUAAAAGAUAACCAAGAAUUACAAAAAAUUAAAAAUUAUUGUCAAAAGAAUGGCAAAAAUAGUUUAAACCAGCAAGAAUUAAAUAAUCUUCUCAAUUCCAGCAGCACUUAUAAUUUGACAAAUAAACCCGUGAAUAACAAUUACAUGUUAGAAAUAGGAUUAAGCAUAGCCGUCGCCUUAGUGAAAUUAAUUGCCAAAAUUAAAUCUGAGUUGGAAAAAAAAGGUUGGAGUGAUAACGUUCGGGAGUUAAAAUUUGUUAGCGAUAAUAAUAAAAAAAAUAUUUUAAAAGGUUAUCUUCUUAGUUAUUGUGAUUUGACUCCUCAAUUAAUUUUUUUUCUUUGCCAAAUGCCAGAGGAAAAUAAAUUGCCGGAUCCGGUUUCCGAAGAGGCGGUUAAAAAUUUCUUCGCCAAAAUGAAAGAAGAAAAGGUAAAAAGAAUAAAUGAAAAUUAUGAAAAAGUUGAUUUCAAUAUUGGCGAUUUGGUUAAAAUUACCGAAGGAACCUUUAUCAAUCGGGAAGGAAGAAUUACCUAUUUAGACAAAAAAAAACAAAAAGUUAAGAUUAUCAUUGAGUCUUCAGGUUGA